Cephus cinctus (wheat stem sawfly) is the source of this 3445-nucleotide messenger RNA. RefSeq names its product diacylglycerol kinase 1 (gene Dgk). Gene Ontology annotation, molecular function: calcium ion binding; ATP-dependent diacylglycerol kinase activity. Gene Ontology annotation, cellular component: plasma membrane. The transcript has 18 exons. Gene Ontology annotation, biological process: lipid phosphorylation; intracellular signal transduction; diacylglycerol metabolic process. The record is from RefSeq and is a predicted model, not a curated record. Lineage: Eukaryota; Metazoa; Arthropoda; Insecta; Hymenoptera; Cephidae. Bases 375 to 3008 code for a protein of 877 amino acids.
UACUUCGUGCCAGAGGCAUAGUUUAGUCGGUCUCGCGUCUUACGCGUGUGCGCAUCAAUUCCGUGUUGAUCCUCGUUGUGCGUUCUUAACGCACUUCGCUGGUUGCGUGUAUCGAAGCUUAAAAUAUUUCGGAGAACUCGUGAUCGUAUCGGGGAAGAUUUCUUUAUUUUUUUUUGUUUGAUAAAACUUUAUUUUUUUCUUGUAUACUCUCAAAUAUCCCGGUCCGUCAUUCAGCCCUGACGUAGAAGGAAAUUUGGAGGUAAUCGACGUUCACCAGGAGACUGACAUGUGAUGGGGCGAGAAUGGUGACGAAGGCGAAGCUGCACUGAGCAGCUGGGUUUCGUCUCCAGGAUUCCCCAGCCACGUAAGGAAGCAUGACCCUUCACUGGGAUAAGCUUUCACCUGGGGAGUUUCAGCAGCUCCAGGAUUUGGCAGCCUACUCCACGCGGAAGCUGCAGGACGUACUCUCGGAAUUUUGCGGGACUGCUACCACCCCCGGAGGCAUCCCCAAGUACCAUCCUGAUGGGGACAUUGAUUACGACGGCUUUCGGAGGUUCCUGGAUACCUACCUGGAGGUUGCGACACCGGAUGAGCUAUCUCGUCAUCUGUUCCUCUCCUUCGUGAAGAAGGGUCCACGUGGAGUCGAUGGAAAAGCAUUCAAAGAAAUGGCAGUCCUCUCAUCCACAACAGCUUGCGCGGCCAUUACGUCUCACACGACAUCCAGCAGUAACGUUAACAGCACCGGUAUAUCGGCCAGUGCAGGAUCUGAAAGUCAUGGCGGCGGUUCAUCCUUGGCUGAUAAGAUUCAUGGUCUUACGGAAAAAUUACAAGCGUUAGGACAUCAUAGAAGCGACAGCGAAGCAUCGGCAAGAGCUCGAACCGGAAGCGUCCAUCCGAUGCUGACGGUCACACAUACCUCUUAUAGCUGCCACGACGUACUAGAGAAAAAGAGCACUGACAGCAGUCCAAGUCACAGUCAAAUGUCUAGGAAUUCCUCGAGGAAAUCGAACAACUCGCUACUCGUGAAUAACGGGAAGUUCGAAGAAAUGAGGCACCUCGUGAGAAAGCAGAGUACCAUAGACGUUCAUUCGGUGAAGGUCAGCCUUAAGGAUAUCGUGUGUUACUUGUCCUUACUAGAGGCUGGAAGACCUGAGGAUAAAUUAGAAUUUAUGUUUCGCCUCUACGACACUGACGGUAAUGGCGUACUCGACACAAAUGAGAUGGACUGUAUCGUCAACCAAAUGAUGAACGUCGCUGAGUAUCUUGGAUGGGACGUUACGGAACUGAAACCGAUCCUCCAAGACAUGAUGAUAGAAAUAGAUUACGACGCCGACGGUACGGUAUCUCUAGAAGAGUGGAAAAGAGGUGGCCUCACGACAAUACCGCUUUUGGUUCUUCUCGGACUUGAUUCUCACGUGAAAGAAGACGGAAAUCACUUAUGGAGGUUAAAACACUUCAGCAAACCAGCCUACUGCAAUCUCUGUCUAAAUAUGUUAGUGGGUCUUGGAAAGAAAGGUCUCUGCUGUGUAUUCUGUAAGUACACGGUUCACGAACGAUGCGUACAGAGGGCGCCAGCGUCGUGCAUAGCGACUUACGUCAAGAGUAAAAAGACUUCUCAGACAAUGGCUCACCACUGGGUCGAGGGUAACUGUCAUGGCAAAUGUUCCAAGUGCAGAAAGACCAUAAAGAGUUACAAUGGUAUCACCGGCCUCCAUUGUCGUUGGUGUCAGUUAACGCUGCACAACAGGUGCGUCUCACAAGUGCGGACCGAGUGUACACUUGGAGAACACGCAGUUCAUAUUUUACCACCGACGGCAAUCUGUCCGGUUGUCCUGGACAGACAGAGAUCCCUGUCCAGGGACAGUAAAAGGGGCAGCAAGCAUGGCCAGGAUACGUCGUCCAUUAGUUCCGGUGCAUUCCUCACCAGCAGCAGCUCGUCCAAUCAGCAACCAGCCAUGUCGUUCCAGAUAACCCCACCACCGGAUUCCAGACCGCUCUUGGUUUUUAUUAAUCCGAAAUCCGGCGGCAGGCAGGGUGAGAGGAUGCUCAGGAAGUUUCAAUACAUAUUGAACCCGCGGCAGGUUCACAAUCUUGCUAUCGGUGGACCCAUGCAGGGACUCCAGAUGUUCAAGGACGUGGAGAAUUUUAAAGUUAUUUGUUGCGGCGGCGAUGGGACUGUGGGGUGGAUUUUAGAGACUAUGGAUCGUGUUCAGUUCGAACAUCAACCAGCGGUGGGUGUGAUUCCUCUGGGUACGGGUAACGACUUGGCCCGGUGUUUGCGAUGGGGUGGCGGUUACGAGGGCGAGGCUAUUCACAAAGUCCUCAAGAAAAUUGAGAAAGCAACACCAGUCAUGAUGGAUCGAUGGCAAAUCGACGUUUUGGAUCAAAAGGAGGAAAGAAAACCGAACCAAGACUGCAUCCCAUAUAAUAUUAUAAAUAAUUAUUUCUCCGUCGGUGUGGAUGCUGCCAUUUGCGUGAAGUUUCAUUUAGAACGGGAAAAAAAUCCCGAGAAGUUUAAUAGCCGAAUGAAAAAUAAAUUAUGGUACUUCGAGUAUGCGACUACCGAACAGUUUGCUGCCAGCUGCAAAAAUCUGCACGAAGAUCUUGAAAUAAUAUGUGAUGGUGUUCCACUCGAUCUCGCGCAUGGUCCGUCCCUUCAGGGUGUCGCUCUGCUGAACAUUCCGUUCACUCACGGAGGUUCGAAUCUCUGGGGAGAACAUCACACGAGACAUCGUCUUGGAAAGAGAAAGAAAAGGCCAGACAAGGAACUAAGUACGAGUAGCUUCAAUUCCGUCGAUCUCACAGCAGCUAUUCAAGAUAUUGGUGAUAAUCUGAUAGAGGUAAUAGGCCUAGAGAACUGUCUGCAUAUGGGCCAGGUGAAAACGGGUCUUAGAGCAUCGGGCAGAAGGCUGGCCCAAUGUAGCAGCGUGACCAUAACCACAAGCAAAAGAUUUCCCAUGCAGAUUGAUGGGGAGCCAUGGAUGCAGGGCCCGUGUACGGUGAGUUAAAAAAAUUCAUAUAACGCACAAGAACCAAGUCCCAAUGCUGAUGGCUCCGCCUCCCGACAAGAACAGGGGCUUCUUCCGUUUUUUGAAAAGGUGAACGUCCACUUUCCGGACUGAAAAAAAAGAAAAGCUCCUCGAUUUUGACUAGAAUCAACUAACCAAACUCUCCCUUUUAGACAUCUUUAAACUAGUUUAGCUGUUGCUCUGUUAGUGUCUCGUACUUUCAUUUCGACUCGUGUUACGAGUCUUUGAAAGACCCUCUAAAGUAACUCUAUGAAUAUCUAUUACUUUGUUGUUACUCGCAUGCAUUCUCUAUAGAGCUCUCGUCAUGUGUACAAGCAAGCGCUUACGUCGCAUGGAUAUAUCUGUUCAUGUACAGUAUUUUCAAAGUUGAAGGCCAACGAUUUACAUCUUGGCAUAACAUUAGCAGAAAACAGACU